GGCGCGUGCUGUCGAGUACCUGUUUGCCGCCUCCGAGACUGCAAGUAGAUAAAAGGUGGCAUUCUGCUCGGGGGGAAAAGUCUCUUCACGCCCAGCUCUUCCGCCGCCAUCUGCAUCGAAAUGAAGCUGAUUCUCUCUGCCGCCGCUGCCGCCCUCGUUGCUGCCACCAGCGUCUCUGCCUGGGUUGUCUCUGGCCCUCAGGUUGGAGCCGAAGGCAAGGUCUGGCCCAUCCCCAGCAAGUGCUGGAAAACCCUCGAUGGCAAGCCCACCCUGAACGUCUGCCAUCGUGGUUCUCGCUUCCACCUCCCCGAGGAAAGUGCUGGCGCCUACUGGGAGUCUGUCCUCCAGAACUGCGACUACACCGAGCCCGAUAUUACCUUCUCCAAGGACGGCGUCGCCAUGGCCAACCACGACCUCUUCCUCAACCCUGGCCUUGAUAUCUCGGACCCUUUCUUCACCGGCAAGGACCGAAGCCGCUGGGUCACCAAGGAGGAUCAGUACCAGCAGAUCAACGCCUCCUACUGGGUCAGCGACUUUACCGCCAAGGAGAUCAAGGAUCACGCCUUCAUCAUCCAGAACGCCGCCAUGACCUACCGCCCCAAGUUCUACAACCACCUCUUCCCCAUGCUCACCAUCGAAGAGUACUACCAGACCGUCAUGAACGUCUCGGCCCUGACCAACACCAUGACUGGACUCAUUCCCGAGAUCAAGUCGUCCUUCUACCACAACACCCAGGUCCUCAACAAAACCGACCUCUCCGCCAUCAACUACUUUGACAAUGCUGUCCCUGGCGGCAAGUGGCCCAGCAACUACGAGUUCCGCGCCGAAGAGUCCACCAUCGCCACUCUGAAGAAGCUCGGUCUCCCCACCAAGAACCACCCUGUCAUCAUCCAGUGCUUCGAGUGGGCCACCAUCGAGUACCUCGCCCGCACCUACCCCAACCAGAGCAUGUUCCGCGGCCUGCUCUUCCUCGUCGAUGCCAACUGGUGGGCUCUCACCAACAAGGGCCUGGAUGCUGUUGCCGCCGUCGCCAAGGAAACCGGCAACCAGAUCUACGUUGGCCCCUGGAAGGAUGCCACCUACGACGGCGAGCCUCUGUAUAUCCUCCAGUCCUACAACAUCAACAUCUACGAUGAGUCCCGCACCGCCCUCGUCUACCCCGGCUACGACCCCCGCGAUAUCAUUGAGCCCGCCAGCCUCGUUGCGGCCAUCCACCAGCGCGGCCUCUACUACUACCCCUACACCUACUACGACUCUCGCCAGUCGCUCUCCUACAGCUGCAUGUCCUCCAUCCCCAAGGACUUUGACAUGAACUCGCUCCACUACAAGCCUGUCCCCUGCCCCCAGAACAAGCGUGACGAGUUCUUCCAGCACUACGCCAUGGGCACUGACGCCAUGUUCAUCGAGAACCAGGCCGAGGCCAACCAGCUCCGCGACGAGUACAACACCAUCCUGCUGCUCAAGUGCCGCGAGAACUACCUCAAGAACGCCGCCAGCGACAACUUCAACUGGCCCCCUGGUCCCAGCAACCACACCCACAAGUGCCGGGCCUAAGCGUGCCGUAGUCAGUCGGCGCACAAGAUCGCCCAAUCCAUCGCAGCUACCGGAACCCUUUGCUGGUCCUCAUGCACAUCUACAUCCACUUCGCCAUCUUUGCCCCUGCACCGGCUCCCAUCUAUUCAUUUCCAUCCAUCCGUCUCUCCUGAACUCACUCUC
Messenger RNA from Polychytrium aggregatum, 1716 nucleotides. Its product is annotated as PLC-like phosphodiesterase. The transcript has 13 exons. Gene Ontology annotation, biological process: lipid metabolic process. The record is from RefSeq and is a predicted model, not a curated record. Lineage: Eukaryota; Fungi; Chytridiomycota; Chytridiomycetes; Polychytriales. Gene Ontology annotation, molecular function: glycerophosphodiester phosphodiesterase activity. The coding region runs from base 121 to 1554 and encodes 477 amino acids.